AUGACUCAGUCGCAACAGCUAAAACAGCACCCGUUGAUCAAGAACGGUUGGUUUAAGGAGGUCAACGAAGAGCACUUCCCCGGUCAAGGGUUCGCCUUGCAAGUGGAAGAAGUGUUGCACACAUCCCGAAGUCAGUUCCAGGACAUCCUGGUCUUCAAAAGUGUUUCGUAUGGGGUGGUACUAGUAUUGGAUGGUAUUAUUCAAUGCACUGAGAGGGAUGAGUUUGCGUACCAGGAAAUGAUUGCUCAUGUUCCAUUGUACUUGCACAAUGAACCCAAGAGGGUCCUUGUCGUGGGCGGUGGUGAUGGGGGUGUCAUAAGAGAGGUAGUCAAACACCAGUGUGUCGAGAGAGCCACGUUAGUCGAGAUUGAUAAGACCGUCAUUGAACUUUCCAAGAAGUAUCUUCCUGAAAUGUCUGUGGCGUUCCAUCAUAAUAAGGUGGAAGUGGUGUUAUGCGAUGGAUUCCAGUAUCUUCAGGAGAUGGCCGUGAAGCAAGAGGACCAGAAAUAUGAUGUUAUCAUCACAGAUAGUUCAGACCCAGAUGGACCUGCUGAGGCAUUCUUUCAAGAAGGUUACUUCCAAUUGCUUCGUGGGGCAUUGAAGGAUAAUGGUAUUCUCAUUGCUCAAGCCUCUGAGAACGUCUGGUUGGAUCUGAAAUACUUGACUCAAUUGGUCCAUACGGCUAAGACUGUGUUCCCCAAUACAAAAUACUGUUAUACAAUGGUCCCCACGUACACAUCAGGUCAGUUGGGUCUUAUCGUUUGUAGUAAAGACGAGUCCUUGGAUUUGACUGUGCCAACCCGUCAACCAACACCUGAAGAACAGGACCAAAUAAGGUAUUAUAAUUCAAGCAUUCAUUCUGCUGCAUUCGUAUUGCCCACUUGGGCUAACAAGUUGAUUAACAAAUAA
Messenger RNA from Naumovozyma castellii, 909 nucleotides. It is a transcript of the gene SPE4, whose product is annotated as spermine synthase. The transcript has a single exon. The record is from RefSeq and is a predicted model, not a curated record. Bases 1 to 909 code for a protein of 302 amino acids. NCBI's taxonomy places the organism in Eukaryota, Fungi, Ascomycota, Saccharomycetes, Saccharomycetales, Saccharomycetaceae.